AUGGAUAUUGAGCGACCGGCCAACGUUUCCUUCUUUGAUUUCGUCGGAGGAGUGCAGCUUCUCCAGUGGGAGGACACCAGGACGGCCGUGCCGGUCCUCCUGAUCGGGAUCUGCGUGUCCGGAGCGGUGGGAAACUUGCUGGUGCUGCUGAUUUUCAUCCGCGACUUCAGAAACGGGAGGGGCUCGGAGGUGAAGGCGCUCCUCGCCUCGCUGGCCUCCACGGACUUGGCGAUCCUUUUGCUGUGCGCUCCCGUGCGCGCCCUCACCUACUACAAGCAGAGCUGGACGCUGGGGGGUUUCGUGUGCCGCACCACGGACUGGUUCCAGCACUCGUGCGUGGUCGCGAAAACUUUAAUCCUCGCCGUCACCACCAGAGCCAAACACAACUUGGUGCCGCGCACGGACGCGGGACCCCUCUACAGCCCGACGUGGAUCCACGGAGCCCUGAUGUCCGUUUGGAUCGUCUCCAUGAUGUUUUCGAUCCCGCAGAUGCUUUUCGCCUCCUUGGUUCCAUAUGGCAGCGAGACUAUUUGCGUCUCCGAGAUGCCAGUGUGUGCCUCUGCGUUUAUGAGUUUGUUCUACAAGAUUUAUCCAACUGUUACUUUCGCAUUGCCGGUCAUCUUUACGCUCGCCUAUUACACCAAGACGCUUUACACUGCGGUGAACCACGCGCCAAGCCCGCGGCACCAGAGCAAGGUUAUCCUCGUCCUGCUGUGUUUAAGCGGCGAGCUGGGGCUCAUGCUGCUGCCGGAGUGGGGGACGUUCACCUGGAUCAGACUCGGGUACAACAAACCUCCCGUCGGGCUGCUGAUGUUCGCGCAAAUCCUCCUUUACGCGUGCAGCUCUUUGUCCCCGGUCAUCCUGAUGACCAUGUACGACGACGUGCGCCGGGGACUGGUCGCCAUCUGGUUGGUCUUCACCUGCAGGGGCAAGAAGCGCGCGUCCUGCGAAGGGUGCCCCAAAACGGAGGGGAACGGGCCGGAGGCCGGAGCGAACGCCGUCGCCAACGCCGUCUCCCAGGAAAAGGAGAAGACUUUCCCCGACGUGGAGCACUUUUGGACCGGGCGCAGAAAUACGCACGUGGACGAUGAGCACGAUCCGGUCCCGUGGGAGAGAGAGGAGAAGAUGUUGUAG
Menidia menidia (Atlantic silverside) is the source of this 1134-nucleotide messenger RNA. The record is from the annotation of a GenBank genome assembly. NCBI's taxonomy places the organism in Eukaryota, Metazoa, Chordata, Actinopteri, Atheriniformes, Atherinopsidae.